AUGACAGCCCCAGUUCCAACCACAAGGCCCGGUAUUCAUGACAACGGCUCGACCCAAUCUUCCUGGUUACACGAGUUUCCGCAUCAUCUUCUUCCCCCGACACAUCCUGGUACAACUUCUGCCAAUCCCCUUCAUUGCCAACACCAGCAGCGGGAAGUAGCGGGGUUUGCAGAUAGAGACAUUCAUCACAAUGGCGUGCCGCCGGCAGACUCACGCCAUACUAUGAACACCAGAGCCGGACCGACCAGUACCCCACUGGAUGUUACUCGUCGAGCAGCCGCGAUGAAUGCGGCAGGGCAAUCAUCGGAAUACUUUGGUGAGUCGUCAACAUUCGACUUCAUGACUAAGGUAUGUUCGCCUGCCAAAGACAUAUCAAGAGAGCCAACUACUGUCGCCACUCAAGCGGCUACAUCUCUGGCCACUUCCUCUCUACUGACGCCCUUUUUCGAGGGCAUGGCUCUGGGCAUGGGAAAUGACGAUAUAUUCAGUUUACCCAACAGAUUUAUAGCAGAUCAGCUAGUCGAUGCGUAUUUCAAAUUCUCCCAUUCACUCAAUACGUACUUGCACGAGGGCUCAUUUCGGCAGCGGUAUGAGCGUCUCUGGCUCCACGGUGGAGUGGAGACUACGGAGAAGAACCUUGCAUGGUUUGCGCUUGUCAAUCUGGUAUUUACCUUUGGCAGCCACCAUGCUCCAGUAAUCAAUCGGGUCUCGAUUGACGACUCUCACUUCUUCAGACGUGCAAAGAUUCUUGUAUUUUCUAGCUUAUUCCAACCCGGGACGAUCGACAUAGUGCAGUCACUACUCCUCAUGGGACAAUACCUGCACAGCUCGCUGGAACUCGAAUAUUCCUGGACUGUGAUCGGCCUAGCCAACCGUCUGGCUCAGGGCCUUGGGCUCCACCUCAAUGCCGACAACUUCACUUCGAAUGUGAUCGAAAAAGAGAUUCGAAAGCGCGUUUGGUGGGGCUGCUUCGUCAUCGAUAGAAUUCUGAGCAUGAAGCUCGGACGCCCACCUACUAUCUAUGACGGCUCUGAUAUCACCGUCGGACUACCCCUGGCCAUAGAUGAUGAAUAUCUUGAGAACUCCACCGAAGGACCACCAACCCAGCCACCUCAAACGCCAUCCAAACUGGAGUUCCUGACCCAGGUCAUAGUCCAGGUCCGUCUUCUGGAGCGGAUUUGCAAGAGACUAUACAACAGGGGCUUGGUAGACUUUUCUGAACAGAAACUGACGGAUAUCCCGAAACUCUUGGCCAUAUCUAUUGAGCUGGACGGGGAUCUUACAGCUUGGCAGCAAAGUCUUCCGCCCCACCUACAGCCUGACGGUGAUGUUCCGGGUUGGCACUUUGAGCGCCAACGUAGCACGUUGUUUAUGAGGUGA
Molecule: messenger RNA, 1380 nt
Organism: Penicillium lagena
Lineage: Eukaryota; Fungi; Ascomycota; Eurotiomycetes; Eurotiales; Aspergillaceae
Product: fungal specific transcription factor domain-containing protein
Exons: 1
Coding region: 1-1380 (459 amino acids)
Biological process (GO): positive regulation of transcription from RNA polymerase II promoter by galactose; DNA-templated transcription
Cellular component (GO): nucleus
Molecular function (GO): DNA-binding transcription factor activity, RNA polymerase II-specific; RNA polymerase II cis-regulatory region sequence-specific DNA binding; zinc ion binding
Source: RefSeq, a predicted model, not a curated record